UUAUUAUUAUUAUUAUUAUUAUUUCAUUUUCAUCCAGUAAUUCCUGUCCGUUGUUGUUCUCCUUUAUCUCAUGUGCAAUAUACAUUCUCUAUCUGUUCUCAGACUCAUUUUUAUUGUGUAUUUCGUGCCCCUUUUGUACAAAUAUUUAUUUGUUCAAAUUAAUAAACAAUAACUAUACAUGAUUGGCGUAUCUAGUGGAGUAACCGACGUAGUUUAAUCCGAUACUCGAGAGUAUAGGCAAGGUACACAGUGCUAUUCGUUAUAAAUCUAUCCUGUGUAUAUAAUAGCUUAAGCUUUAUGUUUGUAAUUUUGAUUGAGAUCAUGAACUGAUAAUAAUAAUAAUCUCCACAACCACUAUACUGACUUAUGUUUUUAUGGGAACGUCAAGAUGAAAUUUCGAAUGCAUUAAAAGCUGGUAUUAGCGUUGUUGUAGAUCGUUACAGUUAUUCUGGUAUUGCUAACACAGCCGCUAAAUUUCAUCCACUCUCUGAAUUUGAUUGGAAAUGGUGCCGUUCUAUGGAGUAUGGGUUACUGCAACCAGAUUUUAUAUUUUGCCUUGCUCCAGAAAAUUUUGCUGAAAUUUCAGUUCGUGACGCAUUUAGCGACAAAAAGUUUGAAACAAUGGAUUUUCAAAAACGAAUUCUUAUUUAUUACGGUCGUUUAUCACGUGAAUGGAGUCUGAGUUAAGUGAGAAUGAUGACACAAAUGAGCGUGAACCGAGACUCUGGCAUUGGAUACCAGCAACAGGUCAACUGUGGAUGAAACGCACUCAUGUAUAAUGUCGAUUAUUGAUUCUAAAUUAUAAGACAGUUUCCUAAUAAAAUUAUUUAUUCAUUAUAUUUACUUUUGACUAUUAUUUAUUUUGUUGUUAAUGAUGACUAUUAAGAAUACCCAAUCAAAUUGAAGUAGUAUCAGUAGUUCAUAUUGAAAUCAGGCACAAGGUGCUAAGCAAAGAUGAUUCAUCGGUUGUUAAGUUUGUGAAUAUCCAUCACCUGGAGUGGUUGGGAUGUGUCACGUUUGUCGAAUCGCCAUCUACUUCGAUAUGCAGUGGUAGCUGAAGUGUGAGUGAAUCAAAAAGCUAGUCAAAUUUUCUAGGGAUGCCAGAUCCCCAGAAAUCGCUUGAUCAACGUCUUGUUUUUGUAAUUUUGGAAAUUUGAAUUUCUCGUUUCUCUCCAAAAGCGCCAUUUCUACCUUCCGAUUGUAUUUCCCACUUGAAAAGACCCUAAGUGUUGUUGAUUCGUCCCCUCUUUUAAUAUGCUAUUUUGUGACGUUUCCUUAGGACAUUUUUAUGCUGUAUAUAUACGUUUGAGUUGUGUGUUUGUUUUUGUUUGAGAUUCUCGGUGCUUGUGGAAUAUACCUUUUCAUCAUCUGAACCGGGUCUUCUUCUGGUUAUCAGGGUUGGGAUGCAUCGGAAUAUUUUAGCUUGUCUUGUUGCUGAUCCUUCGUUCCGUCCACCGAUUUUAGGUGAUCUCCUCAUCCCUUCAAACAUAUUUAAAC
This is a messenger RNA of Schistosoma mattheei, 1497 nucleotides long. The record is from the annotation of a GenBank genome assembly. NCBI's taxonomy places the organism in Eukaryota, Metazoa, Platyhelminthes, Trematoda, Strigeidida, Schistosomatidae.